AUGGUAAAAACAGUGGACUCUGCUGAGGUGGAGGACAGACCCAAGUGGGACAACAAGGUUCAAUACCUGCUAGGUUGCAUUGGCUUUGCAGUAGGACUUGGGAACGUAUGGCGCUUUCCCUACCUGUGCCAAAUCUAUGGAGGAGGUGCGUUCCUCAUCCCUUACCUGAUAGCAUUGGUGUUCGAGGGUCUUCCUCUGCUCUACCUGGAGCUGGCCAUAGGACAGAGGCUCCGAAUGGGCAGCAUUGGUGUCUGGAACUCCAUCUCCCCAUUUCUGGGUGGAGUCGGCAUUGCCUCCAUGUUUGUGUCGUUUCUGGUGGGCGUAUUCUACAACACCAUCCUGGCCUGGGUGCUUUGGUACUUCUUCCAUUCUUUUCAGGACCCACUGCCUUGGAGCCAGUGUCCGCUCAAUCACAGCACAGCCUAUAAUCAGGAGUGCGUGGAGAGCACGUCAGUGAACUACUUCUGGUACCGUGAGACCCUGAACAUCACACCAGACAUUGAGAUCAGCGGCUCAUUACAAUGGUGGAUGGUCAUCUGCCUGGCUACCGCCUGGUGUGUGGUCUACGUCUGCUUCAUCAGGGGCAUUACAACUAUGGGGAAGGCCGUGUACGUGACGGCCACGUUGCCGUAUGUGGUGCUGACUAUUUUCCUGGUGCGGGCCCUCACUCUGCCCGGAGCCACCGACGGACUCAUCUACCUCUUCACUCCCAAUUUCGAGACUUUGAAAAAUCCCCAGGUGUGGCUGGACGCUGCCACUCAGAUCUUCUUCUCCCUCUCGGUGGCCUUUGGAGGCCUCAUAGCCUUCUCCAGCUACAACCCCCAGAAGAACAACUGUGAGAGGGAUGCUAUUCUCGUCGGGGUGAUAAACAGUGUGACAUCGCUGUACGCCUCCAUCCCCAUCUUCUCCAUUCUGGGCUUUAAAGCUAACUCCUCCUUCAAAUCUUGUCUGGAGAGCAACAUCUUAGCUCUGACCAACCAAUUUGAUAUUGCGGACCUUAACAUUACGGUCGACAACUACGAUCAGUGGUUUGAGUACCUGAAUAAGACAGAUUCAGAGAAGGUCAUCAGUUUGCAGCUGAAGGAAUGUGAUCUGCAAACAUUCCUUGACCAGGGUGCAUCCGGUACCGGCCUGGCGUUCAUCGUGUUCACUGAAGCGGUGAUAGAGAUGCCCGGCUCUCAGGUUUGGGCUGUUCUGUUCUUUAUCAUGCUCUUCAGCUUGGGGCUCUCAUCCAUGUUUGGCAACAUUGAAGGCAUCCUCACACCACUCAGAGACUUGCACCUGAUACCCACGUGGAUACCUAACCCACUCAUCACAGCUUUGGUCUGCUUGGUGUCAUUUUUGGUGGCUCUGAUCUUCACCUUGGGUUCAGGAAACUACUGGCUGGAGAUCUUUAGCAGCUAUGUGGGCUCGGUGCCUCUGCUCAUCGUUGCUUUCUUUGAGAUUUUUGGAGUAAUCUAUGUCCACGGGAUGAAAAGGUUCAGUGAUGACAUAUACUUCAUGACUGGGAGGAGGCCCAACUUCUACUGGAAGGCUUGCUGGAUGGUUGUCAGUCCUUUAAUGCUUGCGGCAGUGUUGUUGGCCUAUGUGGUAAUCCAAGCACAGACCCGCCCCUCCUAUCCUGCAUGGGACCCUAGCUAUGACAAAUUUCCCCAAACAGUAAGGAAGUUCUACCCGGACUGGGUGUUUGCCAUAAUCAUACUCCUCUCUGUUGUGCCUGUGCUCUCCAUCCUGCUGGUUCCUCUCUACAGACUAAUUCGCUAUGGAGUCAAAAAGAAGUCUGCAACUCUCAGCAGCCACAAUCCCUAUAUUAACAAUGGCUACGAGGUUGAAACAUAGCACAGAAGAAGCCAAAAAGCACGCAGAGAUCAAGGAAACGUUGCAGUAAAAAAGUUACUGGGCUUUUGUGAGCUAAAGCGGGCAUGCACAGUACUGAUUAUGAAUGCUUAUGUGAAUUUGUAUAAGGCAAUUUUGUUCAUCACCUUGGACAGUGAGACGUAUGUAGCGCUAUCUAUCCCUUUUAACUGUCAAGGACAACGCUCCUGAGUUCUCUAUACAACUCGGUAUCCAAUAAACUAUUGAA
Lampris incognitus (smalleye Pacific opah) is the source of this 2083-nucleotide messenger RNA. RefSeq names its product sodium-dependent neutral amino acid transporter B(0)AT3-like. Gene Ontology annotation, cellular component: plasma membrane. Gene Ontology annotation, biological process: sodium ion transmembrane transport. NCBI's taxonomy places the organism in Eukaryota, Metazoa, Chordata, Actinopteri, Lampriformes, Lampridae. Bases 1 to 1839 code for a protein of 612 amino acids. The transcript has 12 exons. The record is from RefSeq and is a predicted model, not a curated record.